Molecule: messenger RNA, 1871 nt
Organism: Phacochoerus africanus (Common warthog)
Lineage: Eukaryota; Metazoa; Chordata; Mammalia; Artiodactyla; Suidae
Gene: CAPZA2
Product: capping actin protein of muscle Z-line subunit alpha 2
Exons: 10
Coding region: 209-1069 (286 amino acids)
Biological process (GO): barbed-end actin filament capping; actin cytoskeleton organization
Cellular component (GO): actin cortical patch; F-actin capping protein complex
Molecular function (GO): actin filament binding
Source: RefSeq, a predicted model, not a curated record
GCCGCCGAGAGAUCUGCGCACGCGCAUAGCCGUGCUUGGGCUCCGCCGGCCGGGAGGAGGGAGGCGGGGCUGCGGGGCGCGUGCGCGACGGCCUGGGCUGCGGCCCCUCCCUUGGCGGGGGCGCGCGGCGCGGAGGACCGCACGGGAAGGGGGAAGUCAGGUGGCUGCCACCGCUGCCGCCGCGCCGCGAUCUGUCGCCGGAAGGAAAAUGGCGGAUCUGGAAGAGCAGUUGUCUGAUGAGGAGAAGGUACGUAUAGCAGCGAAAUUCAUCAUUCAUGCCCCUCCUGGAGAAUUUAAUGAGGUGUUUAAUGAUGUUCGGUUACUGCUUAAUAAUGAUAAUCUUCUCAGGGAAGGAGCAGCCCAUGCAUUUGCACAGUAUAACCUGGACCAGUUUACUCCAGUAAAAAUUGAAGGUUAUGAAGAUCAGGUAUUGAUAACAGAACAUGGUGACUUGGGAAAUGGAAAGUUUUUGGAUCCAAAAAACAGAAUCUGUUUCAAAUUUGAUCACUUAAGAAAGGAAGCAACUGAUCCAAGACCCUAUGAAGCAGAAAAUGCAGUUGAAUCAUGGAGAACUUCAGUAGAAACUGCUCUGCGAGCUUAUGUAAAAGAACAUUAUCCGAAUGGAGUCUGCACUGUAUAUGGUAAAAAAAUAGAUGGGCAGCAAACCAUUAUUGCAUGCAUAGAAAGCCAUCAGUUUCAAGCAAAAAACUUUUGGAAUGGUCGUUGGAGGUCAGAGUGGAAGUUUACAAUCACUCCUUCAACCACUCAAGUGGUUGGCAUCUUGAAAAUUCAGGUUCAUUAUUAUGAAGAUGGUAAUGUUCAGCUAGUGAGUCAUAAAGAUAUACAAGAUUCCCUAACAGUGUCUAAUGAGGUGCAAACAGCAAAAGAAUUUAUAAAGAUUGUAGAGGCUGCAGAAAAUGAAUAUCAGACUGCCAUCAGUGAGAAUUAUCAGACAAUGUCGGACACUACUUUCAAAGCCUUACGUCGACAGUUGCCAGUUACACGCACUAAGAUUGAUUGGAACAAGAUCCUUAGCUACAAGAUUGGCAAAGAGAUGCAGAAUGCAUAAGAUCAACAUUGCAUGACCGGAUUAUUUUAGUGUCUUUGCGUUUUAAAAAAAAAAAAAAAUCAUUGCAGAAGUAUUCAGAACUGUCAAGCUACCCAGUCAGAUGGGCUGUUGCCAUUUAAAAAUCACUGUAAUUAAUUAGUUUGGUUAGAGCACAAAGCUUAGCUAAUCAACCAUUAUUUUUUAUUUCUUUUCUUCAAAGAAAACUGAAAAUCAUUUUAGUUUAAAUCUUUUACUUUCUGUUAUGCCUUUCUUUCUUACAAUGAAGAGAUGAUUCCUCUAGUUUAAUGUCAAAAGUUUUUGAAGUGUUUCAAAAAUAUUUUACUUACCAUAACCCUGAAAUUGUUGUCUUCAGUUUAUGAAGUGGGUAAUUUUUGAUAUUUGCCCAGUUCUUUUUAAUGAGGUCAAUAAUGGACAUUCUAGUUUAAGGUGGUUGAUGGAUUUAGCCAUAUAUGCUGCUAAAGAAAUUGUCUACCUUUUUCCCCUCACCUCUUUGAUUUAUGUAAGAUUGAGAUUAGAGGGAAAGCGUUUUCUAUACCAAUUGUGUUUAAACCUUUCAGGAAGGUUAUUUAGCUAGCUUAGUGGAUAACUAAACUUUUUUUAAACAAGGCCAAGGUCUAAUGCUGUUUUGAGAUUUCUGAAUUAAAUGAAAAUACUUAUUUCAGAAAUGCAUUUAAUGCUUUUUUUCUUGUGACAGUUAUGCAAAUUAGCUUGAAUUCCAUAUGUCCCUGAGUUAUUUUUAUCAUAAAGCCACAAAUGUAUUAUAACAAGGCAAAUUGUAAUAUAUAUAAUCCUGAACUCAUGA